Molecule: messenger RNA, 2238 nt
Organism: Macrobrachium nipponense
Lineage: Eukaryota; Metazoa; Arthropoda; Malacostraca; Decapoda; Palaemonidae
Source: RefSeq, a predicted model, not a curated record
AAUCGAGCUGCCGCCGAGGUCGGUCUGUUGGCAGCUAACCUCCCUCUCCUGACGACGACCACAACGGCUCCGCCAUCAUGAUGGGGACGUUCCUAAGGGCAUUCGUUCUAUCUGCUCUCUUCGUGCAAGGCGCCCUUGGCCAGAAUUGUGGUGGCGUCGUGGACACAACCCUUCACCCCUCUGGGCGUUUGGCAUCCCCUGGGUAUCCGGAUCAUUAUCCGGAAGAUGCGUCUUGCACCUGGCGUAUCAAGGCUCCCCACGGGGAGAAGGUGGCCAUAAAAUUUUGGGACUUCGACGUCACGGGAUCAGACGGGUGUUCGGGCGAUUACGUCAGCAUCCUGGCGAGCGAGAGGGCCGAAGAGCAGAGGUUCUGCGGAUCCCUCAAACCCAGAAUCAUUACUUCGGAGGGCGAUACCCUCGUGUUGACCUUCGCCUCGAAUGCCCAGGGAUCUUGCAGGGGGUUCAACGCUACGUACCACAUUGAAGAGGAAUCCUUAUCCUGUGGGACGAAGACCAACGCCCUGGAGUUCACCUUCAUCUCCCCGUCUUACCCGGAGCCCGUAGGAAACGACUCCCUGGAGUGUUCUGUCACCAUCGACCACGGAUGCGACUCCCCCAUUUGUCAGCUCAGACUGGACUUCGACGACUUCCAGCUCCAGCCUCCGUACUGGGGGUCCUGCAAGUACGAUCGUUUCUAUGCAGAGAGCGUCACUCCUUUGCCAACCCUCUGCGGCGUCAAUAAUGGAUCGCACAUGUACGUCAACGUUCAAGGCCGAAGUAAGACUGACCUGACAUUCCUCUUGAGUGACAUAGAAUACUACCUGUACCACUGCUACGACAUCUACGGAACCAACGUCCUGCCCGACACGGGGUCAGCCAACUUGAAUCCUCACGCGCGGAGCGCGGAGGGCGCGGAGGGCGUUGAAUAUUGCAACCGGGACGACCCCACCCAAUGGCGGCGGAGUGGUGGUGGUGGUGGUGGUACUACUGCUGUUGGUACGACUUCCUUCGUUAAUGAAGUGGACACCACAACACACGGUGAUGUCACAGUUGCUCUCUACAACUACAAGGAUGCUGAGAUCGUCACGUUUGAUACACGUCGAGCGUGGAAGGUACGAGUCACCCAGAUACCUUGUGACUGCCCCAAUACCCGAGUGCCCAAAGCUCCUGAGGGCUGCCUCCAGUACUUCCAAGGGCUCACCGGCGAAUUCAAGGACUUUUCAACUGGAUGGAAUGGAAUAGGAUGUUAUUCAGAGGACAGGUGGUGUGACUUCAGCACCAUCAAGCAUCCCUCCGAUUGCGACAUCAGAGUCGGUUACACAGGUCACCUCAACGAUUUGGAUUACAGUAUCUGCAUUGAACCUGAAUCUGGCUUCUGUGGUAUUCAGUAUCAACAAGUUGGAACUGAUGGAUUCUCACUGACCAACAUUACUGGCUAUAAGGAUGAUACCCUUCUACCUUGGGCAGAAUACAACGACAUGGGUUGCAUGUCUGACUACCUGUGGAUCCCUGGCGCUGAGAACGAGUGGGGCCACGAAACUUACGAGAGGUUCUGCGGCACCAAAUUAGGAAAUGCUAGGAAAUGGGGUACUGUAACAAGUUAUUCGAAACCAUUCACCACCCGCAUGGUCACAGACUCUGAUGAACACAGCCUCUCGCAUGACUACAUGAACAAAGGGUUCCAUAUCACUUAUUCACAGAUUCCUUGCAAACUCUCUGGAUAAACUUAAUUUUCAAAAAUUACACCCAUAAUUAUGAAUUUUAAGGCCCUUAAAUUUAAUGCAUUGAAAGUUUAUGACUUGGUAAAGUUUUGCUGUAUAUGUAAGUCAAAAUGAAUAACAGACAUACCUGUACCGUACAAGAGAAACGUUACUUAGCCAUUGAUUAUCCAUAGUGAACCAUGGAAUUUUUUCUCUUCAGAGUUUUUGCUCAAUUUAAGCACAGUUGUAACUUUGUGCAAUACUAGUAAACACACCCAUACUUAGCUGUAUCCCAGUCCAGUUGCCUGGUGGUUUUGGUUGUCUUGCUUGUUUCCACUGACUCCUUUUUUUGUAUACCGUUGUCAUGUAAGCACUGUAUAUAGCAUAAAACGUAAUAUUAAGUUAGCUCCAUUUUGUACAGUUGUAAUCUAAGAUAGAACUUACCAAAUUAUAGUGUCAGAGAGUCGUCGUGAAUGAAGAAUCAAUAAAAAUGUGACUCUCGACAAUCUUUUCCUUAUUCCUAACUUUAUGGGCUACU